AUGUUCUCACCCAAACCCAUCACCCUAUCAAAACCCAAAGGCUACACUAUCUUUGCCUCUCUUAUUUCCCGGAGUGGUUUCCUCAAUGGCUACGAUACCGGAUCCAUUGGUGCAAUCACCAGUAUGCCAUCUUUUACCUCGAAAAUCGGAGAUCUAUCACCCCUACUCCGUGGGUUUACAGUUUCAUUAAUCAUGAUGACUGGUGCUAUGCCCUCUAUUUUUGGUGGUAAAUUGGCUGAGAAAUCGGCCAUCUUUAUGGUUUGUGGUUGGGGUGUGUUAGUGUUAUAUCACCAAGACAGCACCAUGUGCAUCACGAGGAAUGUUCGUCUCGCUACCACAAUUCAUGUGACAGCUGGUGUUUGCGCAGGAUAUUUUACUUGUUUUGGUUCUGCCCGUUUGGAGUCUUCGAUGUCGUGGCGAGCGCCGUUUAUCGUUCAGUCGUUACCUGCUGUUGUCCUCGCGGCUUUCUGUGCUUACUUUCCGGAUUCACCAAGAUGGCUACUUCAUAAGGGGAGAAGAGAAGAAGCAUUACAGGCACUAGAAAGAUUGGAGAUUGAGAAUGAAGAAGCGGAGAAGGACAUUUUAGUUCCAGUUCCAGUAUCUGUGGAUGUAAAGAAGGGAAUCAGGGGCUUUUUGAGAAUUUUUGAGAAAGAGUAUAGGAGCAAAACUUUCUUGGCAGUUUUCUUGUUGGGGGCGUUACAAUUAAGUGGGAUUGAUGGAGUACGUACCAACUCUCUUCGAAACUGCAGGUCUCCCUGGAAAAACGUCCACAUUUCUCGCUUCGGGUGUGAGUGCCAUACUUAUGGUCGCCAUCACCAUUCCAGCUACCUUUACGAUGAUCGAUGGGGGCGUCGUACAUCAGGUCUUGUUGGCGGUAUCAUACUAUCUUCGUCAAUGUUCAUUAUCGGCGCACUAUAUCUUUCAAACUCUGUCCACCCCUAUGGGAUUGGACGCUGGGUCGUAGUGGUUUUAAUUUUUAUAUUUGCGCUGACGUAUUGUACGACAUGGGCGGUCAUGGGAAAGAUUUACGCCAGUGAAAUUCAACUCAUGAAGACUAGAAAUGAGGCGAAUAGUUUGGCUCAAGGGGUGAACUUUUUCACAAAUUGGUUGGUGGCGUUCUUGACACCGAUUUUUCUGGAUCAUUCUAGUUAUGGUGCUUAUUUCAUGUUCGGGGGUUUCUCAUUGCUGGCCGUUUUUGUAACGGCUAUCUGA
Botrytis porri is the source of this 1212-nucleotide messenger RNA. RefSeq lists its product as uncharacterized. The transcript is spliced from 5 exons. Bases 1 to 1212 code for a protein of 403 amino acids. Gene Ontology annotation, cellular component: membrane. Gene Ontology annotation, molecular function: carbohydrate:proton symporter activity. Lineage: Eukaryota; Fungi; Ascomycota; Leotiomycetes; Helotiales; Sclerotiniaceae. The record is from RefSeq and is a predicted model, not a curated record. Gene Ontology annotation, biological process: transmembrane transport; carbohydrate transport.